Hemicordylus capensis (graceful crag lizard) is the source of this 2132-nucleotide messenger RNA. RefSeq names its product hydroxylysine kinase (gene HYKK). The record is from RefSeq and is a predicted model, not a curated record. NCBI's taxonomy places the organism in Eukaryota, Metazoa, Chordata, Lepidosauria, Squamata, Cordylidae. Bases 489 to 1706 code for a protein of 405 amino acids. Gene Ontology annotation, molecular function: amino acid kinase activity. The transcript is spliced from 7 exons.
CCUACCCUCUGCAGAUGGGCUUCCCCUACAGAGCUGCUAGAAAAGGCCGGGCAGUGUGGUUUGCAUGAUGUGCUAGUUUUCCUUUCAGAGUGACAGCUUCAGCGACUUCCCCCAAAAGAUCCUUUUCUAUACCGGACUCAGCACUCCGGAAUUUGGCAUGCUGUCCUUUAUAGCUCACCUAACUCCUCCAUUCCACUUCAGUUCAACUUGUAGGAACAGAUGACGGCUUUGCAUCGUGCAGCCAGAGCAAAGUGAAGCUAUCAAGUGGGUCCAUAACUCUGUACUGUUUCCUUUGCAAGAAAACAACAACAGUGGUGCAGUCCAAACUCAGGCUUCUGAGUGUCCCGAGGACAGAUUUUCCUAGCAGAGUUUUCAACAGGAGGACCUAUGUUCAGACUAAGAGCUGGAAGAAAAUCAACAUUUUUAUAUUACAAUUUGAAUAAUUCUUACUUUCAGCAAGUAAGCAUUCGGAGGGGCAUGUGCUCUUCAUGACAGUGAGAACUGCAAAGGGUGGGUUGCUCUUCCUUGCUGCAUUUGAUAGAGAGCAUCACCUUUCUGGUAUUCUGCAGAAUUUAAUAAAACUCGUGAUGUCUUCCAGAAGUAAUCAGCAGCCUCACAAUCGGAAUAAACCCGCAUUCAGUGAAAAGCAGACCAUUGAACUAGUAGAAAGGAUCUUUGGAUUAAAAGUAGCCGAGCUGAAGCCCCUCCCCAGUUAUGAUGAUCAGAACUUUCAUGUGCGUGUGCCUAAGUUGGAAGGAACUGGAGAUUAUGCAGAGGAGUAUGUUGUGAAAAUCAUCAAUGGUGAAGACAGCCAGAAUCCUGGCCUCAUUGAGGUGCAGACGGAGAUCAUGAUGUUUUUGAAUAAAGAGGGAUUUCCUGUGCCUGCCCCUCGGUCCACUAAAGGGGGUGAAAUAAUGUUCCUGGAAUCAGUAGACGCUGACUCCAGCACCCAAGGGUACUUGGUGAGGCUGCUGACCUACCUGCCGGGAAAGACGGUGGCGACGAUCCCAAUGAGUCCUCCUGUUCUGUAUGAGAUCGGGCAGCUGGCUGCCAAGCUGGAUCAGACCAUUGCAGAGAAAUUCCGACAUCCAUUGAUAGGAUGUCUGCAUCGAGGUGAAUUCAUCUGGAAUCUGGCCAACGUUCCUCUUCUGGAGCGCUACAUUUAUGCCCUGGGCCAGAGCGAAUAUCUGGAAGUGGUGAAGCAAAUUAUUGAGCAGUUCAAAGCGAGAAUCGUGCCAAAGCUAAGCACCUUCCGACCAUGUAUCAAUCAUGGUGACCUCAAUGACCACAAUAUCUUAUUAGAUACCGAUUCUGUUUCCUCUCCAAGCUCACAUUAUAGAGUCUCUGGUAUUUUGGACUUUAGCGAUAUGAGCUAUGGCUGUUAUGUGUUUGAAGUCGCAAUAACCAUCAUGUAUAUGAUGAUUGAAAGCAAGGAUCCUCUCCGUGCUGGAGGACAUAUUCUGGCAGGAUUUGAAAGCAUCGUCCCGCUGAUGACAGAAGAGCGAGAUGCCCUGUUUCUCCUCGUGUGUGGACGGUUCGCUCAGUCGCUUGUGAUGGCUGCACACACCACACUCCUGCAUCCUGAGAAUGAAGAGUACUUAAUGAUCACAGCCAGAACUGGGUGGAAACACUUAAUGAAACUCUUUGAAAUGGGCCAGGAAGCAGUUGAGAAGAUCUGGUUUGAGACAGCAGGAACCUAUACCUGAGAUGACCCUCCAGCAUCUCCUAUUCCAUAGUUACAGAACUCAGAACUUACAACAGGACUCGGAAAAAAUUUAAAUUCCAAAUGUUAUGACAAGGAAAGGCAAAUACUUAAACCUGAAUAAAUGAUGCUAAUUUGUCAAUAUUGUUGUUCGGGAAUUUGUGGGUAUUGUUAGAUGCUUCUCCAAAACAGUGAGAAGUUCCAGGUGAAUUUAUGUGUUUUUAGUUUUCUUUUUGAUGAGAGGGAACUAGAUUCUGAACCUGAAUAAAUGAUGCUAAUUUGUCAAUAUUGUUGUUCGGGAAUUUGUGGGUAUUGUUAGAUGCUUCCCCAAAACAGUGAGAAGUUCCAGGUGAAUUUAUGUGUGUUUAGUUUUCUUUUUGAUGAGAGGGAACUAGAUUCUGAACCUGAAUAAAUGAUGCUAAUUUGUCAA